This is a messenger RNA of Varanus komodoensis (Komodo dragon), 888 nucleotides long. It is a transcript of the gene SYNPR, whose product is annotated as synaptoporin. Bases 1 to 888 code for a protein of 295 amino acids. The transcript is spliced from 6 exons. The record is from RefSeq and is a predicted model, not a curated record. NCBI's taxonomy places the organism in Eukaryota, Metazoa, Chordata, Lepidosauria, Squamata, Varanidae. Gene Ontology annotation, cellular component: synaptic vesicle; synaptic vesicle membrane.
AUGGAGACCGUGGACCAGCUCGCUUCCAAGGGGAGUUUCCGGGCGGUGAAGGAGCCCCUGGCUUUCCUGAGGGUGCUGGAGUGGCUUUUUGCAAUCUUUGCAUUUGCAACAUGUGGUGGCUAUUCUGGCGGACUGCGACUAAGCGUGGACUGUGCAAACAAGACACAGAGCGACCUCAGCAUUGACAUAGCCUUUGCCUAUCCAUUCAGGUUGUACCAGGUGAAUUUUGAUGCUCCCACCUGUGAAGGCAAACGAGAAAAACUCUCACUAAUAGGCGACUUUUCUUCUUCUGCGGAAUUCUUUGUCACUAUUGCAGUCUUUGCCUUCCUCUACUCCUUGGCAGCCACAGUGGUCUACAUUUUCUUCCAGAACAAAUACCGUGAAAACAACAGGGGGCCCUUGAUUGACUUCAUCGUGACCGUGGUGUUUUCCUUCAUGUGGCUGGUGGGUUCCUCUGCCUGGGCUAAAGGACUCUCUGACGUGAAGGUUGCUACUGACCCGGACGAAGUGCUCUUACUGAUGUCAGCCUGCAAGCAGCAGUCCAAUAAGUGCUUGCCGAUGCGCAGCCCUGUCAUGUCAAGUUUGAAUACCUCAGUUGUCUUUGGAUUCUUGAACUUUAUUCUGUGGGCAGGAAAUAUUUGGUUUGUUUUCAAGGAGACUGGCUGGCAUUCCUCGGGCACGAGGUACCCCCAAGACACCAUGGAGAAGCAGUCCAGCAGCUAUAACCAAGGCGGCUACAAUCAAGACAGCUUUGGGCCAAGUGGCGGGUACAACCAGCAGGGGGGCAGCUUUGGGCAGCAAACCAGCUACGGCCAAGUGGAUGAAUUCGGCCAGCAGCCGCAGAGCUUUAGCCAGAGUGGUCCAACUUCGUUUGCUAAUCAGAUAUAG